This is a messenger RNA of Penicillium oxalicum, 696 nucleotides long. RefSeq names its product fumarylacetoacetate hydrolase family protein. Gene Ontology annotation, cellular component: mitochondrion. The record is from RefSeq and is a predicted model, not a curated record. The transcript has 3 exons. The coding region runs from base 1 to 696 and encodes 231 amino acids. Gene Ontology annotation, molecular function: acetylpyruvate hydrolase activity. NCBI's taxonomy places the organism in Eukaryota, Fungi, Ascomycota, Eurotiomycetes, Eurotiales, Aspergillaceae.
AUGGCAUCCAUACGUGCCAAUUGUCGCAAGAUCAUGUGUAUCGGCCGAAACUACGCCGAUCACAUUGCCGAGUUGAACAACACUACGCCCAAGCAACCCUUCUUUUUCCUCAAGCCUACCUCAUCCAUUUUGCUCCCUAAUAGCGGCCCGGUCCUCCGCCCCAAAGGUGUCAGUUUGCACUAUGAGGUUGAACUGGGUCUGGUCAUGGGGAAAACAGUGCGAGAUCUGGACCCGGAGGAUGAAAAGGGUGCCUUGGAUGCCAUUGAGAGCUACAUCCUCGCCAUUGAUAUGACGGCACGCAACGUCCAAGACGAAGCCAAGAAGAAGGGUCUUCCCUGGUCCAUUGCCAAGGGAUUCGACACUUUUAUGCCCAUCUCCCAGGCUAUCGCCAAGUCGCGCAUCCCCAAUCCCCACGACGCCUUUUUGCGCUUACGCGUCGGUGCCACGGAGCGCCAAGCCGACUCGACCGGUCUGAUGCUCUACCGGAUUCCUCAGCAAUUGUCUCAGAUCUCGCGCGUCAUGACGCUGGAGAAGGGUGACAUUGUUCUGACGGGAACCCCCAAGGGAGUCGGAGAGGUCAAGGCGGGGGAUGUGAUGCAUGCCUCCAUCGAAGUCAACGGAAAGGAAAUUGAAGAAGGUCGCAUCCAAGUGGAGGUGCAGGAUCGUCAAGGACGCUACGAAUUCAAGGAGACUUGA